AUGUUGAUUCGGAUUUUUUUGGCCAUUGGCGUAAUGGUCCAAGCGGUGGCCACGGGACGCGAAUGCGUCUGGGUCCUUGGAAAAGUCGAAUGCCAAGCUGAUCCUGCCAAGAAUCUCAACGUUGAGGUUCUUUUCAGAGUUCCUAUUAUCUAGUUUGAGUUUUCCGUUUAGAUCCGCGUUUGGGACCGGGAUUCUUUUGGUCCUUUGAAGCUUAUCGAUCCUGAUGAUUUGAUGGGGUUAGGAGCUGAUUUGAGCCUUAUUUGAAGAAAGUUCGAACUUCAGUGUGACUUUUACAAAUGAUGAUGGACGUUUCCAAUUGGACGGUUGUGGCGAUGACUUCGACUGGAUCCCUGGAGUCAAAAACGCACCGGAACCCUACAUUGAAGUUCGUUCGCGUGCUGUGUUCAAUUAAAAAAUAAAAAAUUUAUUUACAAUUUGUUUUAGAGUAACUAUUGAGCAUCUUUUUCGGCACUUCUGAAGCUAGUUUCUGAGAUCUAAAAAUCAGUUUCCAGAUCCGGCACUACUGCAACAACCCGAAAGGCGAGACGAUCACGCUCCCCGAGUUCAACGAGUUCGUUCCAAACACUCACGACGUCGGCACCCUCGUCCUGGAUCGUCAGACCGACGGCCGACGCGUCAUGAAGUCAUCCCGAGGCGAAUAG
Molecule: messenger RNA, 662 nt
Organism: Caenorhabditis auriculariae
Lineage: Eukaryota; Metazoa; Nematoda; Chromadorea; Rhabditida; Rhabditidae
Source: the annotation of a GenBank genome assembly